CUCUUCAUCUGUCAAAAGAGUUUUGAUUUUUUUUUGAGGUUAAGAAUUAUUAAACAAUGUCUAGAAAUAAAGCUAGAAACAAGCCACGAAAGAACAAAACUUAUGUAGGAGAACAAGCCAAAGAAGCUUUAUGUUCUUUAGAUGAAGACAGCCCAGUAAUCCAAGCUUUUAGAUCGUUUUCUUUUGAACUGGAUGAUAAACAUGACCGUUAUGAAAGAAUUGUGAAACUAAAUAGAGAUAUAACAAUUGAGUCAAAGAGAAUAAUUUUUUUAUUGCACAGUACACAGGUAGAUUUUGAAGCAAAGAAGAUUGCUAUUUUAGAGGAGGCAGAUUCAAGACUUAAAAGCUUAUGCCAAAACAAUUUUAAAGCUAUUGCUUUAGAAUUAAGGAGCCACGAUCCUUACUUAUAUCACCGAGCUUUUACCAGUGGCUUGCAAGAGUUUAUAGAAGCUUUAUGUUUUUAUCAGUUCACAAAAAAUGAAUGUUUUGAUAAUUGGAAGAUAAUUAAUGGAAAUUUCCAGUAUACCGAUGAUACAGAAGCAAGUUACAGUUUGUUGUUUAGUCAGUGUGAUUUUGUUUUGGGAAUAGCAGAUUUUACAGGGGAACUAAUGAGAAAAUGCAUUAAUAACUUAGGAAUAGGAAAUAUCAGUGAGUGUUUCAAGAUUUGCAAUUUUGUAAAAUCGAUAAAUACAGGAUUUCUAGGAUUGAUCCAUGCAGGAAACAAGGAAAUUUCAAGGAAAGUCUAUACUUUGAGACAAAGUUUGAAUAAAAUGGAAUUGGUGUGCUAUAAUAUUCAAAUUAGAGGCAGUGAAAUACCAAAACAUAUGUUAUUGAAUGUUUUAGAUUCCCAUGAUAUUGAAAAUAAUGAGGAUGAAGGAUUUUGUAUGUAAUAUUGUAUUUCUACUUUUGAUUUUUUUUUAAUAAAACCUAUUAUUAAACAG
This is a messenger RNA of Sitophilus oryzae (rice weevil), 941 nucleotides long. RefSeq names its product translin-associated protein X (gene Trax). NCBI's taxonomy places the organism in Eukaryota, Metazoa, Arthropoda, Insecta, Coleoptera, Curculionidae. Bases 57 to 890 code for a protein of 277 amino acids. The record is from RefSeq and is a predicted model, not a curated record. Gene Ontology annotation, molecular function: RNA binding; sequence-specific DNA binding; RNA endonuclease activity. The transcript is spliced from 4 exons. Gene Ontology annotation, cellular component: cytoplasm; nucleus.